AUGUCAGUGGAGCGGAGCGGCGGCAGCACCGCAGACGGAGGAGGGUUUUUGCCACGAGUCGUCCCAGGAACUAAACUGACAAUCGUGGUGGGAGACACUCAUUUCUCAGAGGAAAAGUCUCUGCUGCUGCAGAGCUGCGACUAUUUCCAAGCUCUGUAUCGCUCUGGAAUGAAGGAGUGCCGGCAGGAGGAAAUCCACCUCAGAUGUCUGUGCGCUCGGGGCUUCCUCACGGCCUUGGCGGUGUCGCGAGGUGAGAGGCCGAUCCUGGACGCCGACCAGAUCGCGUUCCUGCAGGCGGGGCCCCUCGCCAAACAUCUUGUCGACCUCAUCGACUCCGACAACUGCCUGCUCAUGUUUCACACCGCUGCCACUUUUGGCCUGAUGAGCCUCUACCACGCCGCCGCACUGUUCAUCAGAAACAUGUACCGCGACCUCGAGGGCGAGAUGAAGAGAACCUUACCACCGGAGCUCAUCUCCUACGUGGAGUCCUUGAGUCCCAGCGUUUUCAUGGCUGUAGGGGCGCACGUGACCUGCAGCGGUAAUGACACCGUGCACGCUGCCUCCAGGACGGUGUGCUACCUGGAUGAAGACAUGAAUAACUGGAAGGUGUUAACUGAUUUGCCUCUGGAGGCCAGCACCUCGAUGGCCGGAGUGACUGUUCUAGAUAACAAACUCUACGUCAUCGGAGGCGUCCAUGGCAUCCACAGACGCGUCGUGGAGUCUUGUUUCUGCUACGACGUCGAAGACAACGCCUGGAGCACGAUCCCCGGUCCAGCACAGCUGCGCUACAAUUUCACACUCAUGGGUCUGGAUGGUCAUCUCUACGCCAUCGGGGGCGAGUACGAGCGAACCGUUAUGUCGUCUGUGGAAGUGUACGCCGUUCAGAGCGGGCGAUGGACGUUGGCCGCUCACCUGCCUCGGCCGGCGGCAGGAGCGGCGUGUGCGAAAGCCAUGAGCCGGAUGUUUGUGUGUUUGUGGAAGCCGAUGGAGACCACAGAGAUCUACGAGUACAUUUCAGGAAAAGACGAAUGGUCACUGGUGACCACGCUGAUCAGGCCGCAGAGCUACGGCCACUGCAUGGUGGGGCACCGGGACAACCUCUACGUCAUGAGGAACGGGCCCUCUGACGACUUCCUGCGGUGCAUGAUGGACUGCUACAACCUGACCGCGGGCCAGUGGUCGGCCCUGCCGGGACACUUCACCAACAGCAAAGGCGCUCUGUUCACGUCGGUGGUGCGAGGAGACUCGGUGUUCACGCUGAACAGAAGCGUGACGCUGGAAUACGCCAUCGAGGGGAAGAUAUGGAAGCCUCGAGGCCAGAGGAAGGGUUUCCCGAGGAGCGGCUCCGUGUGGACGUUCCUGCUCCGGCUGCCACCUGGUGCACCUGGCCAGUCCACAGGUGUGUCAGCUGGCAUUAUCCUCACUCUCCUGGAGCAGCUGCAUCACUGCGGCUGCGACUCCUCGGCGCAUUUUGUUUGGUUUAGUUAG
Messenger RNA from Myripristis murdjan (pinecone soldierfish), 1488 nucleotides. It is a transcript of the gene kbtbd13b, whose product is annotated as kelch repeat and BTB domain containing 13b. The coding region runs from base 1 to 1488 and encodes 495 amino acids. The transcript is spliced from 2 exons. Lineage: Eukaryota; Metazoa; Chordata; Actinopteri; Holocentriformes; Holocentridae. Gene Ontology annotation, molecular function: protein binding. The record is from RefSeq and is a predicted model, not a curated record.